Myzus persicae (green peach aphid) is the source of this 969-nucleotide messenger RNA. RefSeq names its product piggyBac transposable element-derived protein 4-like. The record is from RefSeq and is a predicted model, not a curated record. NCBI's taxonomy places the organism in Eukaryota, Metazoa, Arthropoda, Insecta, Hemiptera, Aphididae. Bases 1 to 969 code for a protein of 322 amino acids. The transcript is spliced from 3 exons.
AUGGUCAAAAAAAAGGAAUUUUUAAUGGAACCAAUAUCCGAUUUUAUUGAAACAACAGGCCCUAGUGAUUUAAUCGACAAAGAACAAGAUCAUACAACAUUUUCAGUUUUCAAACUCUUAUUUUCCGAUGAAAUUAUUAAUUUAGUAGUACGACAAACUAAUUUAUACGCCCAGCAACGGUUAAAUAUAUUGAUGGGUAUAAAAAGAUCACCCAGCUAUAGAGAUUAUUGGUCAUCAGCACCAGACCUUCACGACAGUUAUAUAAGUCAAUUAGUAAAUCGUUUUGGUUGGUUGGUGCCUACUAUACACUUAAAUGAUAACAAAAUGAUACCUAAAAAAAAUGAAAUAGGAUAUGAUAAACUUUAUAAAGUUCGGCCAUAUUUAACAGUUUUAAAAUAUAAUUUUCAAAAGUAUUAUAAUCCUAACAAAAUAAUUGCGGUCGACGAAUCAAUGAUCAAAUUUAAAGGACGAUCUACAUUGAAACAAUAUAUGCUGAAAAAGACCAUUAAAAGGGGAUACAAGGUUUGGUUACUUGCAGAUAAAAAGGGGUACAUAUGGAAUUUUGAAAUAUAUUCAGGUAAAGUUGGUGAAAAUGUGGAAAAAAAUUUAGGCGGUCGUGUUGUAAAAGAUUUAUCGUUUCCAUUACAGAACAAAAACCAUCAUCUUUAUAUCGAUAAUUUUUUUAAGAAUAAAAAUAUGAAACUGGGUGAUUAUGACUGGCAAAUAACAGCUGAUCAAGAUAAUAUUUCUAUAGUAAAAUGGAAAGAAAAACGAAUCGUUAGUUUAUUAUCUAAUUUUCAUGAUCCACAAAAUGUAACUCAGGUACAAAGGAAAUCCAAAGAUGGUUCUGCAACUAUGGUUAAAUGCCCUAAAGUUCUGCAAGACUAUAAUAAUAAUAUGAACUGCGUCGACAAGUUUGAUCAGAAUAAAAAAUCUUACCAAAUUGACAGAAAAAGUCAUAAGUGGUGA